AUGCCGUAUCAUUAUGGGCUGCCCGAAGCGGAAGAGCGAUGUCCUCGUGGUCUAGCUCACAUCUAUGCUCAUACGAACCACAUCAUUGCAAGCAGUAACCUGGAUCCUGACGGCAUUGCUAGAGUGUUGGAGAGAAUCCGAUCUCUAGCGUCAGUAAGAUGGCAUUACGCCGAUGCCAACUUCCAGUCAGGCCGCUUCUGGUUACCUUCUGAUGUUCUCAAUCUCCAACAAACUCAGCUGCAUAAGACCAAGCUCUACGUUGAGGACUUGCCUCUGAGAGAUUUCGAUGGCAAUUUGCAAAAUACAUACGUACGGGCUAUUCCCACCGACUUGUUGGUGUCACUCAAGAUGGCUCACUCCGCGCCGCCCCUGACCACCCGUCUUGGAUCUCUCAAGAACCUGUUGCUUAGAUCACCACAACUUGAAAUAUUCCACUAUCAGGAUAGGGGCCAGGGAACGCAAUUAAUGUUUAAUGGAAAGGAACGACUACCACCCUUACGAGAGCUGAGAUUAAAGAGCUACGACUGGCGUCACACCCAAGACGACGUAUCGACACAUUGGGACUUCUCACGCAUCCGCUCCUUGGAACUGAUCUCCGUCCCGCUAUUCAACUUCCUCUCCUCCGUCUCCUUCGCCGACUUUGCAGACCUCCACACCCUCCACGUGGAGGACUUCUCCGCCCACCUGCCCGACCACCGCCUCGAAGCCACGCGCGGCCUGUACGUGCUCGUGAAACAGCACAUCAAGGCCUUGCACACGCUCAACAUCACCUGCCACACGGACCUCUUCCCGAUGGACGGCAUCCUCGCGCACGCCGCGUCUCUCCACUCCCUCCACUUCCGCGACCACGUCGGCUUCAGCGACGAGGACCGCAGGUGUCCCACGCUGUGGGCCGACGACGUCGUGCUGCUGUCGAGGCGCCUGGCGCGCCUGCACACGCUCGAGCUCGACAUGGACGUCGCGCUGUGCGACCCGCCGCUCUUCCUGCGCGCGCUGUGCGGCUUCCCGCGCCUGCACACGCUCACGCUGCACGUGCAGACGGUGCUGCACCCCCUCGAGGUCGUGUACCCCGGCACGGACCGCGACUGCGAGGCGGUCACGCGCAUGUUCGACUUCCUCGUGCGCAGCAGGGCGGCGGCCAGGGACGGCGUGCCGUGGCGGAGCGUGACUAUCAAUGUCGGCGGGUGGAGGAAGCUCAUGGUGCGCAGGCUGGGGGAGCCGUGGCGGAGACAGAAUGCUCGGGGGGUCUUUGCAGAGCGGUGUUUUGUGCUCGAGAGGGAGGCGAUGACGGGUCAUACGACGGUUAGGGAGGAGAUGGCUGUGGAGGUUGGUCAGAGCAGGGAGGGGUGA
Messenger RNA from Phaeoacremonium minimum UCRPA7, 1350 nucleotides. Its product is annotated as putative f-box domain-containing protein. NCBI's taxonomy places the organism in Eukaryota, Fungi, Ascomycota, Sordariomycetes, Togniniales, Togniniaceae. The coding region runs from base 1 to 1350 and encodes 449 amino acids. The record is from RefSeq and is a predicted model, not a curated record. The transcript has 3 exons.